AUGAAACACGAGUGCGGCAAACCGCCUAGAUACUUGUGCGUCUACUGUAAUUAUAAGUCUGUAUAUAAACACGAUGUGCAGAAACACGCACGAAGAAAACAUCCUAAUGGGGAUAAUGCUGUUAUUGAGUUGUAUAAUACUACCGGGAAACACAGGAAAUUCGACUCGGGAUUCUUGAUGAUGCACGAGACCUUUGGGCAGCUGGACUCCAGUGAUAGUUCCAGUUCCAAGAAGUACCCGUGUCCCAACCCGAAUUGCACGAGCGUGUUCAAGGAAAAGCGGCACUUAGGAACUCACAUAAACUACCACUGCGGAAAGCCUCCCAGGUUUCAGUGUCCUUAUUGCGAGUACAUGUCUCACAUGAAGUGCAACGUUAAGACUCACUGCAAGAAGCGACACUCUGACCAGGAGAUCUGGGUCGUUGAGCGCUACAGCUCAAGGGUGCCUGGAAAUUUCCCUUGCUUGAACGGCAACUGCGGCAGCGCUUUUAAGGAUGAGCUUCAUCUGAGGAAACAUCUGAAGACUUGCGGAGCUCCGCCGAGGUUCAAGUGCACGUACUGCGAUCAUAGCUCUAAAUGGAGCUCUGAUAUGCGGAAACAUGUUCAAGUUGUUCAUCCUGGAAGCGAAAAAGCGGGGACGACUGUGUAA
Messenger RNA from Cotesia congregata, 648 nucleotides. Lineage: Eukaryota; Metazoa; Arthropoda; Insecta; Hymenoptera; Braconidae. The record is from the annotation of a GenBank genome assembly.